Molecule: messenger RNA, 1284 nt
Organism: Amyelois transitella
Lineage: Eukaryota; Metazoa; Arthropoda; Insecta; Lepidoptera; Pyralidae
Product: pupal cuticle protein 36a
Exons: 3
Coding region: 22-1248 (408 amino acids)
Source: RefSeq, a predicted model, not a curated record
GGUUACGAUCACAUCACCAAGAUGUUGACAGUUUUUAUUGUUUGCGUUGUCGCGUCGGCAGGAGCCCAAGUGUUUCAUAAAGUGGAGUUAGCUGAUGAAAAAACUCCGUACGAUUAUGUGAAGGAACGAUUGGAUGCAAUUGGUACUGACGUAAGAUCCGGGGUUCCUAUAGCUAAUUCAUACGAAGUUGAAGAAAGUGAGGAUUAUCCUGAUAAACUAGAAGGAGCUGCAUCUACUAUUCUGAACACAGUUGGUGGAGUAGGAGUGGGCGGAGUUGGUGGUGGUGUUGGUGGAGUUGGAGGUGUUGGACAACUUGGUGUUGGAGGCAUUGGCUUAGGCCAGGGAAUUGGCCUCGGAGGACUCGGUGGCCUAGGACUUGGCCAAGGAUUAGGCAUUGGCCUUGGUGGGCUUGGUGGCAUCGGUGGUGCUGGAAUUGGAGCAGGAAUCGGCCAAGGUGGAAUCGGGACAGUGGGUCUUAUUAACCCUGGAAUAGGUCUUGGCGUCGGAGGUGUGGGCAUAGGCAACGGUCUCUUGUACCAUCAUCCUAUAUUAGGAGCUCAAGUGGGUGGAGGAUAUGUUGAUAAAAAGGAGUAUGACUCUGCACAAAAGAAGGGUGCUGGGGAGAAUAUUGAGAAACUAGAAAAGAAGGCUGAAGAAGAAUCUAAGCAUGGACAAGAAGGUUUCCAACAAGCUGCUGCGGCUGCAAAGGCAGAAAAAGGAGAAUCCAGUUUUUAUAAAGAUGAAGAAGCCAAAAAGAAAGCUGCCGGUGAUGAAAAGUUCUACGAAGGUGGUCAGAAGUUUGAUAAACAUGGUGCCAAUGAAGAACAGCUUAAGAAAGCGAAGAGCCACAAAAAGGGCCAUGUGAGCAAAGGCUUCAAAUCUUCAAGUAGUAAGAAUGAAGAAGAGAAAACUGAGAGCUUUUACGAUGAGGCACAUGACGAAGCUGACCAUAAGGUUGCUGGGCAGAACGCUGGUUCCUUUGGUGAAAAUGCUCACCAAGGAUUCAAAGGAGCUCAUGAGGAGAAAGUAUUGGACGCCAACGCGCACGGAAAGGAAGGACAUCAUGUGUCAGAACAGAAGAUUGAUGACGCCAAAGCCAACAAGGGAGAAUUCCUGCAGAAAGGCUACAAAGGGGGUGCCGAACAGCUGGAGAAAUUCAACAACUUGGGUGCCCACUCGAUCCACGGUCACCAAGAAGCCAGCGGAGGGUUCCAGCAAAACAAGGGAAUAUUGCCUAUCCACCGCUAAAUCGACUUCUUCUGACGAUUGUUGUAAUAAAUACGU